Hemiscyllium ocellatum (epaulette shark) is the source of this 2153-nucleotide messenger RNA. Its product is annotated as inositol-3-phosphate synthase 1-A-like. Gene Ontology annotation, cellular component: cytoplasm. Gene Ontology annotation, molecular function: inositol-3-phosphate synthase activity. Lineage: Eukaryota; Metazoa; Chordata; Chondrichthyes; Orectolobiformes; Hemiscylliidae. The transcript is spliced from 10 exons. Bases 370 to 1842 code for a protein of 490 amino acids. The record is from RefSeq and is a predicted model, not a curated record. Gene Ontology annotation, biological process: inositol biosynthetic process; phospholipid biosynthetic process.
CAAUCUAUUCUUGUUGAUUUUUAAAACUAUUUUGGAACCAUCCCAUGUAGCAAAUGGUCAGCAGUAAAAAGCCACUUGGAACAGCUUGGCUGUUUUUACACCAGUGUUUUCUUUUCAAAAUGAUUCUGCAAACCCAUUGAUGGUUCAGUGUUCUGAUUUCCUGAUGCUUAUGCCUGGUUUUAACUUAAGCACCUGUUGUGGUUAAUGCUGCUUGUGACAUUUCUAGGUAAAAUAAAGCAAUUCGAUCCCGAACGUUAAGGUGACAGGAUCAUAAACCCGUGUCUGACUAUGUUAUGAUAGCAAUGGGUGAAACCACACUCUACGAGAUUUAUCUUCCGCACAGAGACAAAGGUACCGAAACUUGGCGUAAUGCUGAUCGGAUGGGGUGGUAACAAUGGAACAACUGUUACUGCAGCAGUUCUGGCCAACAAAUUGGGAUUUUCUUGGAUGACCAAAACAGGGGAGAAGGUUGCUAAUUAUUAUGGAUCCUUGUUUCAAGCCUCCACUGUGUGCCUUGGGACAGGUCCUGCUGGUGAUGUUUAUGUGCCCUUCAAGGAUCUACUGCCCACAGUCAGUCCAAAUGAUAUUGUGUUUGAUGGCUGGGAUAUCUCCUCCCUGAAUCUCUCUGAUGCAAUGGUGCGAGCUCAGGUCCUUGAUUGGUCACUUCAGGAGCAGCUAAAGCCUCAUAUGAAGAAGUUCCAUCCUCGGCCUUCUGUUUACAUUCCAGAAUUCAUUGCAGCUAAUCAGGAGGACCGAGCGGAUAAUGUAAUUAAAGGUUCCAAAAAGGAACAGGUUGAGCAAAUUAGAAAGGACAUCCGGGACUUCAAAGCAAAGAGUGGAGUUGAUAAAGUAAUUGUAUUGUGGACGGCAAAUACUGAGCGUUUUUGUGAUGUCGUACCUGGUAUAAAUGACACAGCAGAAAAUAUCUUGAAAACGAUUGAGUUUGGUAGGGAGAUAUCACCUUCAUCCAUGUUUGCUGUGGCUAGCAUUAUGGAAGGUUGUGCCUACAUCAAUGGAUCUCCACAGAACACUUUUGUGCCAGGUGUGGUUGACCUUGCUAUUAAACAUAAAGUGUUUAUUGGUGGUGAUGACUUCAAAUCUGGUCAGACGAAGAUGAAAUCUGUGCUCGUAGAUUUCCUAGUCAGCGCUGGUCUGAAGACAGUCUCAAUUGUCAGUUAUAAUCAUCUGGGCAACAACGAUGGGAAGAAUCUGUCUGCACCAGAGCAGUUCCGCUCAAAGGAGAUCUCAAAGAGUAGUGUGGUGGAUGACCUGGUUCACUCUAAUCCCAUUUUAUACAAACCAUCUGAGAAACCAGAUCAUUGUGUUGUAAUUAAAUAUGUUCCAUAUGUUGGAGAUAGUAAGCGUGCGUUGGAUGAGUAUACAUCAGAAAUUAUGAUGGGUGGCACUAAUACCAUUGUCCUCCAUAACACUUGUGAGGAUUCCUUGCUGGCUAGUCCACUUAUUCUAGACCUUGUGAUCCUGACUGAGCUGUGCCAAAGGAUAACAUUCAAAACAGAAUUGGAUCUAGAAUUCCAAACAUUCCACAGUGUUCUCUCCAUCCUCAGCUACCUCUGCAAAGCUCCAUUGGUUCCAGAUGGAAGUCCUAUUGUUAACUCUCUUUUCAGACAAAGGGCUUGCAUUGAAAACAUUCUGAGGGCUUGUUUGGCCCUUCCUCCUCAGAACCAUAUGUUACUGGAACACAAGAUGCAAAGGAGCUUUAUGACUACCAGGAUGACUGACCAUUAUGUAGCUCAACCUAUACCUCUCUCAAAUGAGAAACUCCAGAAUAUCCUCAAAAACCAUCAUAUUUUAAAUGGUCACACCAAUGGAUAUGUUAACUAAAUUUUCAAAGUUAUUACUCAGUGCAGAUAAUGGUGUAGCAAUAUAGUUGAAACUGUCCAAGGUUAUUUUGAAUUUUGAUCUCGAAGCUAUUCUGAAUAUGAAUAUUCUUGUUUAAUCUAUCAAACACUAUUGAAAGUUUGUUGCACUGCCCUUGUUUGUUACCAAUAGCAUUGAUACUAGCUAUCAACUGUUGCAAAGCUAGAUAUCAAACGGUCCAGAAUGGUUUAAGUAUCUUUUUGUUUUGGAAGUAUUGAUAACUUUGUUAGUAGUAAGUGGGAAGUCUACUGCCUAAAUCACACUUGAGUUAUAAG